This is a messenger RNA of Lentinula edodes (shiitake mushroom), 3060 nucleotides long. RefSeq lists its product as uncharacterized. NCBI's taxonomy places the organism in Eukaryota, Fungi, Basidiomycota, Agaricomycetes, Agaricales, Omphalotaceae. Gene Ontology annotation, molecular function: protein binding. Gene Ontology annotation, cellular component: endoplasmic reticulum membrane. The transcript is spliced from 11 exons. Gene Ontology annotation, biological process: ERAD pathway. The record is from RefSeq and is a predicted model, not a curated record. The coding region runs from base 83 to 2962 and encodes 959 amino acids.
CACGCUCUUGAAUUCUGCGUACGUCCUCCACCAUCUACCACCACCGGGUAGCUUGCUCUAUUUAUGCUUUUUAGUGAAACCUAUGGCGGCGCAGAAGAAAACAUGCGCGAGAAAAGCAUCUUGGCUAGCGUUUGGCUUGGUCGCAUUAGCUGCCGUGAACUCGUAUGCACAAGAAUCAACCACUGAGGUAGCAUCCCAGAGUGGACCUGAGGUUGCUCAGCACACGCCACUACAAGGAGGGACAACAGCAAGCGACAAUAUACCCUCGACAGUGUCAGAUACACAGAAGCAUGAUGAGCAGGCAGCAGAAGCUUUUAGAGCAUACAAACAAGCUCUGUACACUCUGUCCACUUUGACAGCCCAUCCACCAGCAUAUACAUACGAUGCCACAGCUCAUGCCUCAAAUUCAAAGUCGCUACUCUCUUUCAUCCCCACUCUCCAGGGAAGGGGACCUAUCGGCAGCAUAUAUCGCAUCAUUUACAAAAUUCAGCAAAAACUUGGAUCCCACAAGGAACAAACAACUCCCAAACGACAAACGGAAGAUGUACACCCCAAAGCUAUCAAGGUCGUAGAUUUAUUGCAACAUUCUGCGGAACUAGGGAAUAUGGACGCGCUAUUUACCUACGCAAAGAUAUCUUUGUUUCCUCCAACUCCUCAUUUCAUAGCUGACCCACACAUUGCGUUCAAAUCUUUCUCCGCACAUGCAGCAACAACCGGGAACGCGACAUCUCAAAGUUAUCUAGCUUUCUUCUACGCUACUGGUUAUCAUGGUGUUGUACAAGUCAAUCCGUCUAUGGCACAGCUAUAUUACACCUUUGCUGCGAAUGGGGGCGAUAAAGGUGCUCAGAUGGCGCUAGGAUAUCGUUAUUGGAGCGGGAUUGGAACUUUGGAGGACUGCAAAAGAGCUGUAGAUUGGUACGAGCAUGCCGCCGAGCACUCGAUGGCCAAGUUCCUCUCGGGACCGCCGGGUGGAAGAACCCUGCCUCAAACGCACACUCGAUUGUCUGAUCUCGACGGCGGAAUCUACGGAUAUGGAGCCAGUGUAGCCUCAACGGGUAUGAAUGUUAAUCGAGCCGCUAUUAAGGCGGGCGCUUCGCGAGCAUCUGGUGAAACUUGGGAAGAUAUUCUCGACUACUACCUGUUCAAUGCAGACCGAGGUGAAACAGACUUUGCCCUCCGUUUAGGAAAGAUAUACUACCAAGGUAGUAUCUAUGCUUCACCAGGAGGAAUUGGUUCUGGAAGUGAAGGUGUCGGAGCUAUCCCGCGAGAUUUUGCACGAGCAAAACACUAUUUUGAACAGAUCGCCCGCCAAGUUUGGCCGCGCGAUCCUAGCAACCCACUUCAGCACAAAGCGGCAGCUGUCCAAAGGGACGAGAACUUGCCAGUAGGACACGCAGCAGCCAGUGCUGCAUAUCUUGGUCGAAUGUAUUUGCGAGGCGAAGGAGUCAAAGCGGAUCCUAUAAUUGCGAAGCUCUGGUUUGAACGAGGUGAAGUUUACGGUGAUCGAGAAUGUCAUAAUGGUCUUGGUAUAAUUUGGCGGGAUGGAUUAAUACCUGGUCUCAAACCCAACUUAAAAAAGGCUAUGUAUCAUUUCAUGGCAGCGGCGAAUCAAGACCUCGCGGAAGCUCAGGUCAACAUUGCUAAAAUUCAUCUCGCGCAAGGCGAUAUAGUCUCUGCUACCACGUAUCUCGAAGCUGCUGUUCGCCUUGGCUCUCCCUUUGAAGCGUACUACUAUCUUGGCCAGAUCCAUGCAAGUCAAACGACUAACCCCAUGGUGCCUUCAAAUAUCGCAUCGUCUUCCUGUGCCAUGGGAGUUUCGUUCUACAAAAUCAUAGCAGAGCGAGGUUCUUGGGACGAUGAUUUUCUGAGGGAAGCAGAGGUUGCCUGGGCACGAGGUACCGACGAAAGCAAGGAGAUUGCUAUCCUCAAGUGGUGGCUAGCUGCUGAACGAGGAUCCGAAAUUGCACAAAAUAAUCUGGGAUAUAUUUUAGACCAAGAUAAAAGCAUCUUACGGUUUACGCGCUUUUCUCCAAUGACGCCCUCUAACGAUACUGCUUUGCUUGCUCUUACACAAUGGACCCGUGCCGCCGCACAACGCAAUAUUGAUGCUCUGGUUAAAGUGGGAGACUACUAUUAUCAUGGCUUGGGCGUUCCAGAUGAGAAGGAAUCUUUCCGUUACGAGAAGGCAGCCAAAUAUUAUCAGUCAGCAGCCGAUACUCAAAUGAGUGCGUUAGCGAUGUGGAACUUGGGAUGGAUGUAUGAGAAUGGCGUUGGCGUUCCUCAGGAUUUUCACCUUGCCAAAAGACACUAUGAUUUAGCAGCACAAACGAACUCAGAAGCUUACCUGCCGGUUUUUUUCUCCUUGGCAAAAUUAUAUGUCCGCAGUAUAUGGCAUACUAUAUUAGGUGGAAAAGGUGGUCUUAACAUCUGGUUCGAUGAAGAUGACUCAGAAAUUCAAUCGGAGUACAUUGAUAGAGUACCUGAACGGGAGUUGGAAAGCGUGUCCGAUCAACCAUCAUCAACCGAAGAGCAAAUCUUCUAUGAUGACGAGGGCCCAUGGUAUUUGGGAAAAGCUCGCGAUGAGUUUCAUCGUAGGCGUAACAGCCAGUCUCGCGUGGAAGAAGAAGACGACCCAAUUCAAUGGGCUCGGGACCGUCGAAACGCAGAGGCACGAGAGGCUGAAUAUGGAGGGGAGGACUAUUUGGAUGCAGGCUUACGGCCAGAUGAAGACGACGACGACGAGUAUUCGGAGACUAUGCUCUUGGUCAUGCUUUGUGUGACAGUGUCUGUAUUGAUCUAUGUGCGAACUCGGAUAGUGCGGAGGAUGCGUCAUGAUCAGCAGCAACGACAACAACAACAACAACAACAACAAGAGGAAGCGGUCCCCGAAGCUCCAGCGGGGAAUGGAAUGUUUCCAGCUCCCGGGGAUCCCGCUAGGGAUGAGUGGGCAAUGUUAAGGUGAUAUAUAUAUUGUAUAGAGUAUGUACCGGAGCUCAGAACAAAUGACAUGAAGUAUAGCUUGCACGAAGAUUUUCGGGUAUGUAAUCAGCGAAGUGUACA